GAGAGCGGCUUGCGGGCCGAGGGCACGGAGGCUGAGCUGAACUGGGUGCACGCCAUCGUGACGGGCCUCAACUACCACUACGCGCGCAGCUGGUCGGCCGCCCUUGAGGCGCCACCGAGUGCCGUGCAGCGUCAGGCGCAUAGCAACUUGCUGUACGAGGUCCGGGUGUUAUGUGAUCAGUGCUCGGGGACGAUACCCAUCGUGGAUUGGGAGUCGGAGCUGACAGCGGCGGCGACCUCGCAUGAUGGCGAGGAGGUCUUCCCAGCCGAGCCGCUCGACAGGUCGAGGUUACUGGAGGCGCUGCCGCCGAUCGAUGCCUGCGCAGCGGUCAAAGCGGUAGACGUCGCCGAGGGCUGGAUCCAGGCGGCGCUGUCUGACCCCAGGCUCAUCCUGAAAAAUGUCGAGGAGAUUGGAGACCUGCCGCCGACGCCCAAGGCGUGGGCCUCCAACUCAGAGUGGGAGCUGAUCGGAGGCGACCUCGUCACGCGCGGCAUCUUGAAGCCCAUCGAGUACGAAGAGAUCGCGGAGGUUAGAGGCCAGAAGAUCAUGGGCGGCAUGUUCGGCGUGAAGAAGGGCUCCCACGUGAGGGGCGAGGGCCCCCAGAGAUUGGUGAUGAACAUCAUCCCGUCCAACUUGAUUCAGCGCGCCAUAGAGGGGGUCUUGCUCUGGAGCGCGGAGGACCUGAAGUGCUGCUUCUAUGUGUACAGCCUGUGCGACGCCUGGUUGAAGUACAUGGCCAUCUCCAAGCCGGUGCGGCGGGCCGCUGUCGGUCUACCUGGCGCGGGGCUGACAUAUCUGGCGGCCGUGGUGGUCCCCGUGGGCUGGAUCUCAGUCGGCGGUGCCUACGACGAUGGCAAACCCGAGAUCUACAUCGGCCGCGGCUCCUCGAAGCUGAAUCUGGAGGCGUCCACCUGGGGCAACCCGUACCGCAUGAACGAGGGCUGGUCGCGUCAAGAGGUGAUCACCUUGUACGAGCAGUACCUGCACGAGAGCCCUCAGCGGCUGAGGGACCUGGCAUCACUAAACGGCGCCCGCCGUCUUUGCCACUGCAGGUGUUCGCAAGCUUGCCACGGCGACGUGCUGAUCAAGGCGUGGAAGGACAGAUUCGGCUCGAUGUCGGUGUGGCGCGCGUGGCAGGUCUACAUCGACAACCUUGACGUGCUCGAGAUCACCGACUGGUGGCAGGCGAACCAGCUCCAGGAGAAGGGCGUGGGCGAGCUGGCCCAGGUAGCGAGAGAGAGGUACCAGAGCUUCGGGGUGCCUCGGAGCGAGAACAAGGCCGUCAUCAGGGAGGUGAAGUCGCAGUCCUUGGGGGAGGCGAUCGACGGGGCUCAGGGCACCAUCGUGCCCCCCGCCCAGUUUGUGCAGCGUUUGGUCUCUCUCACCAUCGAGACGCUUAGGAGGAAGGUCGUCGCGCAGAAGUGGAUGCAGAUCUUGGCGGGCCGCUGGGUGCGUUGUCUGCUCUUCAGGAGGGAGGCGAUGAUGUGCUUCACCGAGUUGUGGCGAUUCUUGGUCCGCAUCAAGGGCCAGGCUUCUUUGCCUGCCAAGGUCCGCGAGGAGCUCAUCGCGGCUCGGACGCUGCUGCCACUACUGCGCUGCGACCUACGCGUGCCCAUCAGCGGUCUGGUGACGGUGUCCGACGCCAGCAUGCAGAGGGGCGCCGUCUGCCGUUCCGUUCUUCUUCGGCGAGAUGGAGUCGCAGCGGCAAGAGCAGCGAGCAGGAGGCUCGUGACGGACUUCCGCGACGAGGUGGUGCUGGUGUCCCUUUUCGAUGGGAUAGGAGGGGCUCGCAGGGCCUUGGGCCUCUUGGGUCUCGCCCCGGCGCUGUUCGUGUCCGCGGAGAUCGAUGCCGUGGCCAAGCGGGUGACCAAGUACGCGUGGCCCGAGGUGCUGGAGGUUGGCGACGCGCAGUCCUUCGGGUACGCUGAGGCGAUGGCGAUCAGAGACCGCGCGCCCCACAUCAAGUGGAUCCUCCUCAUCGGCGGAAGCCCGUGCACCGACCUCGCUCGCAUCAACGUGGAGCGCGUCGGGCUUCAGGGGAGGCGCUCUAAGCUGUUCUUUGAGAUCACCCGCGCCCGUCUUCUCUUAGAGGAAGUGCUGGGUGAGUUCUGUCGGCUCGUGACUUUGAUCGAGAACGUGGCCUCGAUGGACGUCGAGCUGCGCAACGUUAUGAGCGAGCGCCUCGGUCACCAGCCAGUUCGUGUCGAAGCUAGCUGCAUCACGCACUGCUAUCGCGACCGCUUGUACUGGAUCGACGAGAACCUGCUGUGCGAGUGGCAAGGCGACGUCUCCGUCUCCGAGGGCGUCAAGAUGAUCCAUGUGCUUGGGGGUCCUGGCCCGGUGAGGCGCUGGCUGAGCCAGGAUCUCAAGUGGGCGGGAGACGCGGAGGAGCUUCAGAGAUGGCGAGAUUUCGAGUACUGCUAUGCGCCAUACCAGUUUAAGAACGAGAACUGCAUCGAGGAGCCCAAUAAUGUGUUCAGACCACCCAACAGCGUGGAGAGAGAGCUGCUUCUUGAUUUCUUGCCAGGGCACACCAUCACAGCUCGGGUCACCAGGGCCAGAAAGCUGGAGAAGCACGAGCUGGAGGCGACUCGCUGCUCCCUGCUGGGCAACAGCUUCCAGUGCGUGGUGGUGGCGUGGAUCCUGUCGCACUGGGCGGUGAAGUUUGGGUACUUGCACGCCGUUCCCUCGGUGGUGGAGAUGCGCGACUUAGGUGGCGGCGCCGCGAUCGAGGAUGCCAGCGUCACCCUCGACGACGUCAACCACGAUGAGGGCGUGCCCAUCAGGCAGCACAACCUGGAGGAGCCGGACGCGGCGCUGGACCCGAGCGCCGUGAUCGUGGCUGUCAGGCUGGACACCUUCGAGGCGAUGCGGCCAGAUCUGUGGCCCAGGAGGCCGAUCAGCGUGGCCCGCUGGACCUGGCGCGCGACCGCCAUCUGGGAGUGGGAGAGACCUUCACACAUCACGGACCUCGAGGUCUGCGCGGCCGCCAGAUGCCAGUGCGUAGACUUCGCCGCGUGCGAGCGGCAGCAGAUCAGGCCACACCCGCGGACGCUCGAUCUCUACCGCGAUGCAGUUAGACAGUUCUCAGAUUGGGUUGCGAGCCGAGGCUUGACUUGGACGGGUGCUUCAGAUCACGUUGACAAGCUUGACCUCCUCGUGGCCGAGUGGAUCGAGUGGCUCCGGACCGAGGGCCACCCGCAAGGCCUGGCGGGCAACGCUUUGUCGGCAGUUCAGUUCUUCUUGCGGAAGAAGCGGAUCCUGCCAGCCUCUUGGCGACUGCUGCGAGCUUGGCAGAACCUCGAGCUGCCGCAGCGCGUCCUGCCAUUGCCCGAGGUGGUCCUGCUGGCGAUGGCGGCCACGGCGAGGGGCUGGGGCCGUGAUGACAUCGCAGUGCUGCUCGUGCUGGGCUUCGCAGGCUUCCUGAGGACCACCGAGAUGCUGACGCUGCGCCGGUGGCAGAUAGCUAUCGAUGAGGCUCGCGCCAAGAUAGUGAUCAUUCUUCCGAUCACAAAAAGUGGCUUGCGGUACCAUCGGCAGGGGUCAGUGGUGAUCGAUGACCCGUCAGUUGUGCAGCUCGCCAGUUUCUUGCUUCGCCAUCUGAGUCCUGAAGCUCUCAUUCCCAACUCGAGCAUCAGUGAAUUUCGUGACAAGUUUGAGCAGUUGUGCACUGCCCUCGAAUGCCAGCAAUUUCA
Molecule: messenger RNA, 3695 nt
Organism: Prorocentrum cordatum
Lineage: Eukaryota; Dinophyceae; Prorocentrales; Prorocentraceae
Source: the annotation of a GenBank genome assembly